Thermochaetoides thermophila DSM 1495 is the source of this 1701-nucleotide messenger RNA. RefSeq lists its product as uncharacterized. The transcript is spliced from 2 exons. Gene Ontology annotation, molecular function: protein binding. The record is from RefSeq and is a predicted model, not a curated record. Gene Ontology annotation, biological process: rRNA processing. Gene Ontology annotation, cellular component: nucleus. Bases 1 to 1701 code for a protein of 566 amino acids. NCBI's taxonomy places the organism in Eukaryota, Fungi, Ascomycota, Sordariomycetes, Sordariales, Chaetomiaceae.
AUGUCCAUGAUCACGACAACGGCCUGGGUGCCGCGCGGGUUUGCGGCACCCUUCCCGACCAAGUCCAAAUUCGACGAGGCCGAGUUCCAGCGCAUCGCGAACCUGGCCAAGCUGAAGCUCGAGGGCGCGAAGGAGGACCUCGAGGAGGCCGAGGCCGCUGAGGCUGCUGAGGGCGACCGCAUGGAGGACGACGCCGAGGAGAGCGCUAAGGAGAACGGCGCUGGAGCUGGGGUUGAUGGUGGUGCUGGCUCCAAGAAAAAGAAGGAGAAGAAAACAAAGACGGCAGAAGAAAUCGCCAUCGAUGAGGAGCUCAAGGAGUACGACUUUGAGCACUACGACGACUCAGACGAAGAUGGGGAGGGCCAGCCGCUAGCCAUGUUCGGAAACAUCAAGUCGCUCGCCUACUACGAGUCUAACGACGACGACCCGUACAUCACGCUGAAGGACGACCCCGAGAUGGAAGAAGAGCGCGAGGAUUUGCAGAUCCUGGCCACCGACAACCUGCUGCUGGCGGCCAAGGUCGAGGACGAGCUCGCGCACCUUGAAGUCUACGUCUACGAGGACGAGGCCGACAACAUGUAUGUUCACCACGACAUCAUGCUGCCGGCCAUCCCGCUGUGCCUGGAGUGGCUCGACAUCCCGGUCAACAAGGAGGGUGUCGACAAGAACGGCGUGGGCAACUUCGUGGCGAUCGGCACCAUGGACCCCGACAUAGAGAUCUGGGACUUGGACACCAUCGACUGCAUGUACCCGAACGCCAUCCUGGGUGCGGGAGGCGAUGUAGAGGCCGAGGGCAAGAAGAAGAAAAAGAAGAAGAAGUCCAAAAAGGCCAACGAUGAGUACCAUGUCGACGCAGUCCUGUCCCUUGCCGCGAAUCGCAAGCAUCGCAACCUCCUCGCUUCCGCCUCUGCCGACAAGACCAUCAAACUCUGGGACCUGCACACAACCAAAUGCGCCAAAUCCUACACCUACCACACCGAUAAAGUCUGCUCGAUCGCCUGGCACCAAGUCGAAUCAACCGUCCUCCUCAGCGGCAGCUACGAUCGGACGGCGGCCGUAGCCGACAUGCGCGCUCCGGGCGAGCAGCCGCUCCGCGUCGGCGUCGAGUCGGACGUGGAAACCGUCCGGUGGGACCCGCACGACCCGAACUUCUUUUACGUUUCGACAGAGCGCGGCAUCAUCCACCACUUCGACGCGCGCACAAUCGGGCGGGACCCGGCUGCGAGCAAGACGGUUUGGAAGCUGCAGGCGCAUGACGAGUCCGUGUCGUGCUUCGACCUGAACCCCAUCAUCCCCGGCUUCAUGGCGACGGGCUCGACGGACCGGACGGUCAAGAUCUGGAAUAUAACGCCCGAUAAUGGCCCGUCUCUUGUUGUUUCCCGUGAUUUUGGGGUUGGCAAGGUGUUUUCGACGACCUUCGCUCCUGACAAGGAGGUUGCGUUCAGGUUGGCUGUUGCCGGUUCCAAGGGUGUGGUCACCAUCUGGGACACCAGCACGAAUGCCGGUGUUCGGAAGGCGUUUGCCCACCGCCAGGCUGAUUUACCUUCGGUGGAGGGCAAAGAGGAGGAUAGGCUGGUGGGGCUGGCGGAGGAUGAGGACGAGGAGGAGAGCAGCGAUGAAGGGGAGGAUGGUGUGGAGGGGAGUGACAGUAGCGAGGAUGAAGAGGGGGCGAGGUCGGGGGAUGCGAUGGAUGAGGAUUGA